AUGGCGGCCACUAAGGGCAAUUCUGGGCAUGUCCCCAUGGUUGACACCUACGCCGACGAGGCCCCGCCUUCAUACGAUGCUUCUCACCCCGACGCGAAUCGAUCGGCAGCGUCAGGCUCCACGGCGCCUACCACGAAUUCCCAACCCCGAACUCAUCACAUGAACACCGCCGCCCAGCCCCAGCGCAUCUCUCGCCCCUCCGGCCGGACCCUACCCAGCGGCUACGUCGAGAUCCCCGAGCCAGCACAGACUCCGCCGUUGACGCGCAAGGGUACCGCGCCGCCGAAGACAUGA
Messenger RNA from Parascedosporium putredinis, 294 nucleotides. The record is from the annotation of a GenBank genome assembly. NCBI's taxonomy places the organism in Eukaryota, Fungi, Ascomycota, Sordariomycetes, Microascales, Microascaceae.